AUGAGGCCCGGAAACGAGAAAGACCAUGGCCCUGUGGCACACGUGGAGAACGCACCUACAGAUGAGCCACUUAAAUCGGAUGAGCUUGCGAAGGAGGCAGCUCAUGAGGAACAUCAAUUGACACUCGCGAGCGCACUGCGCAAAUAUCCCAAGGCGGUCAUAUGGUCAAUCCUCCUCUCCACCUCAAUCAUCAUGGAAGGCUACGAUAUCGUUCUUAUGUCCUCCUUUUUCGCCCAACCAGCCUUCUCCCGACGAUAUGGCCAGUACAUCCCUAGCAGCGACAGCUAUCAGAUCACUGCGUCCUGGCAGAAUGGUCUCAGCAACGCCGUCUCUGUAGGUACCAUCAUUGGCGCCUUCGCCAAUGGAUAUUUUACCCAUCAUUUGGGCUACCGCAAGGUGUUACUGGCCAGUCUGGCCGCGAUAACCGGCUUUAUCUUCAUUCCUUUCUUUGCACCAAACCUGCCCGUGCUUCUGGUCGGCGAAUUCCUCUGCGGCAUUCCAUGGGGGGUUUUCGCGACGAUGGCACCAGCAUAUGCCUCAGAGAUUUGUCCCAUGGCCUUACGCGGUUACCUCACCGUAUAUGUGAACCUUUGCUGGGCCAUUGGUCAGCUUAUCUCAGCCGGAGUGCAAUCUGCGUUCAAUGGAAGCAGCACUGAAUGGGGAUACCGCGUGCCCUUUGCCAUCCAGUGGGCGUGGCCAAUUCCAUUGUUCUUAAUUUUGUAUUUUGCUCCUGAGUCGCCCUGGUACUUCGUCAGACGCGGGGAUUAUGUCGCGGCUGAAAAGAGUAUGAUCCGGCUUGGCUACUCCAGCUCUAGCGGCGAGGUCAAACAAAACCUGGCGAUGAUGAUUCACACCGAUGAGCUAGAGAAGCAGGUCAGCGAAGGCACAAGCUAUUGGGACUGUUUCCGAGGGGUUGAUCUGCGUCGUACCGAAAUUGUGUGUUUGGUGUUUGCCGCACAGCCGUUCUGUGGCUCCGCUAUGGGGGGAACACCUACAUACUUCUUUGUGCAAGCCGGUUUACCGACUUCAAUCUCAUUCAAGAUGUCAGUGGGCGGACUCGGGCUUGCUUCUGUCGGAACAAUCAUCUCCUGGUAUCUCUUGCACGCCUUUGGUCGCCGUACUCUGUACUUAUGGGGCCUCGGCCUUCUUACUAUAGUCUUAAUGGUUGUUGGUUUCGUGUCAGUUGGGGCUGGGAAUUCCGUGGGUGGGAACUAUGCCCAAGCCACGAUGAUGCUCAUCUGGCUUCUCGUCUACUAUCUCACUGUGGGCCCAAUCUGCUACGCAAUCAUCAGUGAAACCUCUUCCACACGCCUCCGGAGCAAGUCUGUUUGUCUGUCUCGAAUUACAUACUACAUCGCCCAGAUUAUCUGCAAUGUCGUCAAUCCGUACAUGCUCAACCCCACCGCAGGAAACUGGAAAGGCAAGACUGGAUUCUUCUGGGCUGGUUGGGCAUUCGUGUUUUUCAUUUGGACCUAUUUCCGCCUACCUGAGACGAAAGGUAAGACAUUUGAGGAAUUGGAUAUCUUAUUUGCUAGGAAGAUUUCAGCUCGAAACUUCGCCAAGUAUCGCGUUGAUGCCUACACCGUGGGCGACGCAGCUCUUUCCAAGGUGGAAUGA
Molecule: messenger RNA, 1617 nt
Organism: Talaromyces amestolkiae
Lineage: Eukaryota; Fungi; Ascomycota; Eurotiomycetes; Eurotiales; Trichocomaceae
Exons: 1
Coding region: 1-1617 (538 amino acids)
Biological process (GO): transmembrane transport; carbohydrate transport
Cellular component (GO): membrane
Molecular function (GO): carbohydrate:proton symporter activity
Source: RefSeq, a predicted model, not a curated record